Adineta ricciae is the source of this 306-nucleotide messenger RNA. Lineage: Eukaryota; Metazoa; Rotifera; Eurotatoria; Adinetida; Adinetidae. The record is from the annotation of a GenBank genome assembly.
AUGUCAACAUCUUCGAUCUCAUUUUAUACAUAUCUAUCUCAACAAAUUACAAUCUAUUCAUGUAUUCCAACUCUUAUACUUGGUGUUCUCGGUGGAUUAUUAAGCCUCAUCGUAUUUUUAAGUCUUCGAACAUUUCGAGAAAGUUCCUGUGCCUUCUAUUUGAUAGUUAUGUCAUUGGCUAAUCUCAUUCAUUUACUUGUGUGGUUACCCGGUUAUAUUAUAAUAAAUGGAUUUGGAUAUGAUUGGAGUGUUCAUUCCGCAUUCUUGUGCAAAAGUCGAUUUUAUUUUUUUCAANAGAUUUGGUAA